Molecule: messenger RNA, 128 nt
Organism: Racocetra persica
Lineage: Eukaryota; Fungi; Glomeromycota; Glomeromycetes; Diversisporales; Gigasporaceae
Source: the annotation of a GenBank genome assembly
CUUCUCGAAAAGAAAUAAAUAUACUAUUGCUCGGUGAAACUGGAGUAGGCAAAUCCACAUUUAUAAACGCCUUUGCAAAUUAUUUGAAAUUUAAUAGCUUAGAAGAUGCAAUUUCCGAUGAGAUAGAU